GAUUUCUUAAAAAAAAAUAGAGCAUGGAUACUGGAAUGCUUCUAUUCCUGUAUCCUUCCCAGUCAACAUUCUUAAAAUGUGGGUCUUCAACAAUAAUGGGGGAAGCGAGGCAGCCAGGGGUUUAGCAAAGGUCACACUCAGAAAUGUGUUCUGCGUUUGCUGCCAAUGAUAUCUAACCCGUCUCCUUUUAUUGAAUUUCACUCCUUUGAAUCUUGACAGUAAUGGUUUUGGGCAGCUCUGGAACAAAAUCCAUGUGAAUGAAGACAGAGAGAACCACACUGGCUGAUUUCCACGGUCAUUUCCUACCAAAACCCACCCAUCUCCUUUGCCUCUGCACAGCUCCAAAAGAGGUGGUCACAUGUGAUCACAUAAACGAGGCCCAUCAAGAUAUGAACUUUGAGGAUGUGGGCAUUGCCUUCUCUCAGGAGGAGUGGGGGCUUCUUGAUGAGGUUCAGAGACUUCUGUACUGCGAUGUGAUGCUGGAAGUGUUUGCACUUGUAGCAUCUGUAGGUUGUUGGCAUAAAAAGGAUGAGGAGGAGGCCUGUUCUGAUGAGAGUGUAUCUAUACAAGGAGAGUCACAAGUCAGGGCUUCUAAGACAGCUCCAGCAACCCAGAAGUCGCAUUCCUGUAAGUGGUGUUUCUCAGUGUUAAAAGAUAUUUUGCACCUGACUGAGUCCCAAGCAGAGUACUUUCAGCACAAACACUUCUUCAGUGAUGCAUGUGUGAGAGAAUUCUGUUCCAGUGCAAGCCCUCAUCAGCAGGAGAGGGAUGCCAGUGGAGAGAUAUCCUGGAAAGUAGCUAUGGACAGGCCCUCAUUUGUGACCAGGUGCAGCUUCUUCUUAUCAGAGGUGCCUUCAAACAGCAGAGAGUUAGGGGAAGACAUCCAAGCUCCCUCAGAGCUUCUCCAGCCCCAGGCCCCUCAGAACAAUGAGGAGCCACACUGUGGCAGUGAGGUUUCACAGGAAUAUCUCAGUGGAAAAAGUCAUCACCAGUGGGGUGAAUGUGAAAUAGCUGCCAGUCACAACCAGAAAGUUGUUGAUUCUAAAGGUGAAUGUUCUGGAGAACUGAUUUAUGAGUGUGACAAAUGUAGGAAAGUUUUCAGACGAAUCUUUAACCUCAUUCAACAUAAGAGAGUUCACACUGGAGAAAAGCCAUAUGAGUGUACAGAUUGUGGGAAGUCCUUCAGUAACAGUUCCACCCUCAUUCAACAUCAGAGAAUUCACACUGGAGAAAAGCCUUAUAAGUGUAGUGAUUGUGGGAAGUCCUUCAGAAGUAAGUUUAAUGUCAAUAAACACCAGCGAGUUCACACUGGAGAAAAGCCUUAUGAGUGUACAGAUUGUGGAAAGUCCUUCCGUGAGAGUUCUACCCUCAUUCGCCAUCAGAGAAUUCACACUAGAGAAAAGCCUUAUGUGUGCAGUGAUUGUAGAAAAUCUUUCAGAUAUAGGUCUGAUGUCAAUAAGCACCAGCGAGUUCACACUGGAGAAAAGCCAUAUGAAUGUACAGAUUGUGAGAAAUGCUUCAGUAAGAGUUCCACCCUCAUUCAACAUCAGAAAAUUCACACUGGAAAAAAGCCUUAUGAGUGUACAGAUUGUGGGAAAUCAUUUACCCAAAAAAUUACUCAACACCAUAGUAAUCAUAUGGGAGAAAAGCCGUAUCAGUGUAGUGAUUGUGGGAUGUUCUUUAGAGAAAAAGUUACCCUAAUUCAGCACCACAGAGUUCACACUGGAGAAAAGCCUUAGGAGUAUAGUGAUUGUGGGAAGUACUUCCAUGAUAGCUCUAACCUCAUUAAACACCAUAGAGUUCACACAGGAGAAAAGCUUUAAAUGGGAAGGGAGUAUUUUAUCUUUCUGACUCAGCAUAACAACACCUAAGGAGAAGGUUUUAGACCCAUUUACCUAAAUAUAGAAACCUUUUUGUCAGAACAUACACUCUGCCAGAUUCCUCAUAAGUUUCAGGAACAAGUGGGGCUUUAAGGAGCUGCAUUGCACUUGCUAACCUACUUUGGCCCACAAGCCUAUUGAUGUCACUGCGAGUAUUUGUGCAAAAGCUAUUUCACCUCUACCA
Myotis myotis is the source of this 2064-nucleotide messenger RNA. Its product is annotated as zinc finger protein 530-like. The record is from RefSeq and is a predicted model, not a curated record. Gene Ontology annotation, biological process: negative regulation of transcription by RNA polymerase II. Gene Ontology annotation, molecular function: DNA-binding transcription repressor activity, RNA polymerase II-specific. Lineage: Eukaryota; Metazoa; Chordata; Mammalia; Chiroptera; Vespertilionidae.